Molecule: messenger RNA, 634 nt
Organism: Callorhinus ursinus (northern fur seal)
Lineage: Eukaryota; Metazoa; Chordata; Mammalia; Carnivora; Otariidae
Source: RefSeq, a predicted model, not a curated record
AGGACCUUGGCUACCGGACUGUGUAUAUACCUUUCCCAUCUUAGGAAGCUGGAAAAUACACACUGUGAACUGAAGGCACAGAAGAGUCAACUGGCAGCUGCUGAGGAAAAUUUGAAACUGGUUACCGAAGAGAUAGACAAGUAUAAACAAGAAAUUGGAGAAAUGCAAGAUCAGCUGCAGAAGGCAGAGCUCACCUUCAAACACAAGGUCGCAGCUUAUGAGAGAAGCGCUCUAGAUAAUUGGGUUAAGGCUCGGUUUUGGGAGAGGAAGUUAGUGCAGCAGAGCAGGGAGAACGCCUACAUGAAACACAGACUGCACAUGAUGAGGAGAGAGACGCCUCCUGAGGGAUCCAUGAGGCAGGAACCGAUGCCGGGAAGAUCCGAGAUAUGGAACCGUGUGCAGAGAGAAUCUAGACCGGUUCCCAGGAUGAACAGCAGCACCAGCCCGAAAAAGGACCCGGAGAUGGCUACGGUCGGUACGGAUGUGAGAGGGUUUUGUCGUGCUCCAAGGCCCCCCCAAUAUGCCCUACCCCACGCGGCGGUGUUUACCAGGCUUUACUGGCUAUGGCUACUUCAACCUCCUCCACAUGGGUGGACAGGGGGGCCUCACCCACAGCUCGUUCCUCCACCACAUG